Messenger RNA from Aplosporella prunicola CBS 121167, 1080 nucleotides. RefSeq lists its product as uncharacterized. The transcript is spliced from 2 exons. Gene Ontology annotation, cellular component: plasma membrane. Lineage: Eukaryota; Fungi; Ascomycota; Dothideomycetes; Botryosphaeriales; Aplosporellaceae. Bases 1 to 1080 code for a protein of 359 amino acids. The record is from RefSeq and is a predicted model, not a curated record.
AUGAGCUCGCUCGACGCCGCCGGCCCGCAAAGCACGCUCAACAACAAGCCGCCCGAGUCGAGCAGCAACUCGCGGCGCGCGCUCAACGACAACGGCACCGUCGUCAAGGUGCAGCCGCCACGGCGCGAGGACCUGCAGCCCAGCUACGCGCAGGUCAUCAAGCCCGACACCGAGGAUGCCUCGCAGCACACGUGGUACGGGUCCAUGGUCGACGCGUUCGGCAGCUUCGUCGGCACCCUCGGAGCCAUUCCCUGCUGUCUCUGCUGCCCCAACCCUUACAAGCCUGUCGCCCAGGGCAAUGUCGGCCUCGUCACCAAGUUUGGCCGCUUCGCCCGCGCUGUCGACCCCGGCCUUGUCAAGAUUAACCCGCUUAGCGAGAACUUGAUCUCGGUGGAUGUCAAGAUUCAGAUUGUCGAGGUCCCCAAGCAGGUCUGCAUGACCAAGGACAACGUAUCGCUGUACCUCACGUCCGUGAUCUACUACCGGAUCACCUCGCCGCACAAAGCAGCGUUCGGCAUCUCCAACAUCCGGCAAGCGCUAGUGGAGCGGACGCAGACGACGCUGCGGCACGUCAUCGGCGCGCGGGUGCUGCAAGACGUGAUUGAGCGGCGCGAGGAAAUCGCGGCCAGCAUCCGCGAAAUCAUCGAGGACACCAGCGCCUCCUGGGGCGUCGAGGUCGAGAGCAUGCUCAUCAAGGACAUCAUCUUCAGCCAGGAGCUGCAGGACUCGCUGUCCAUGGCGGCGCAGAGCAAGCGCACGGGUGAGGCCAAGGUCAUUGCUGCGCGCGCCGAGGUCGAGUCCGCCAAGCUCAUGCGCCAGGCUGCCGAUAUCUUGAGCAGCGCCCCCGCUAUGCAGAUCCGCUAUCUGGAGGCCAUGCAGGCGAUGGCCAAGACGGCAAACUCAAAGGUCAUCUUCUUGCCGGCUAUGAACCAGACGGUGCAGCAGCAGAUGGCCCAGGCCGAUACUGUUGGCGAGGGCCCCAGCAGGUACCGUGACGAUAACCAGAUUGGCGGCGACUUCGAUACCGGGUCUUCGGGCUUCCAGAGGGCUAUCCACACCGGUAUGGUCGAGAACAUCUAA